AGAGAGAGAGUUAGAGAUUACUUACAAGACUCACAAGAUGGAGAACAAUCAACAGUCGUUUUGGCAGUUCAGUGAUCAGCUCCGGCUGCAAUCGAAUAACUUAGCUAAUCUCUCAAUCAACGACAGCAUAUGGGGAAACUCUUUCACGACGAAGAGGCCCGAAGAAAGGAGGAAUUUUGAUAUCAGGGUCGGUGGUGAUCGAUCAGAGUCUACCAACACCAACGAUUUAAAGCCGAGUAAUGGGUCGGAUUUUAAUGGUUAUGGCUGGAAGAUGGGAAGAGGGUCGGACUUUAAUGGGGUCAAUGAUGGCUGGAAGGUCGGUGGUGGAUUUGAUGGAGUUUUGAAGAACGUCGGUGUAAAUGGCUACUUCGAUAAGGGGAUUUAUCCAAAGCCUGUCAUAGACAACAACAACAACAACAACAAUAAUGGCAGAUUCAACAUCAAUCCUAACAGUAGCAGCGGCAGCAAAGGUAAGGGAAUCAAUAACAGCAUCAUCAAGAAAGAAGAUGAUCACGAGACCAAAAGUGGAAAGAAAAGUAACAACAACAAUAAUACCAAUAGCAGCAGCAAGAACAGUGCAGACAAGAGAUUUAAAACGCUUCCACCAUCGGAGUCUCUGCCUCGUAACGAGACCAUUGGUGGUUAUAUCUUUGUCUGCAACAACGAUACUAUGCAGGAAAAUCUCAGAAGACUGCUUUUUGGUCUUCCUCCUCGAUACCGAGAUUCAGUGCGAGCUAUAACCCCUGGAUUGCCCCUCUUCCUGUACAACUACUCCACUCACCAAAUGCAUGGAAUCUUUGAGGCUGCGAGCUUUGGAGGAACUAAUAUCGAUCCAACUGCUUGGGAGGACAAGAAGUGUCCUGGAGAAUCGCGUUUCCCUGCUCAGGUACGGGUGUUUACAAGAAAGAACUGUAAUCCACUUGAGGAAGAUGCAUUCAGGCCGAUCCUCCAUCACUACGACGGCCCCAAGUUCCGCUUAGAACUCAGUGUGCCUGAGGCAAUUGGGCUCUUGGAUAUUUUUGCAGAGAACAAUCCUUGAAUGAGAAGCCGAUAGACAGUACAGAGUACAGAUACCUAUGAAGAUACAAGUAUAUGAAGAA
Molecule: messenger RNA, 1100 nt
Organism: Telopea speciosissima
Lineage: Eukaryota; Viridiplantae; Streptophyta; Magnoliopsida; Proteales; Proteaceae
Product: B2 protein-like
Exons: 6
Coding region: 38-1039 (333 amino acids)
Biological process (GO): response to endoplasmic reticulum stress
Source: RefSeq, a predicted model, not a curated record